Molecule: messenger RNA, 1809 nt
Organism: Sinocyclocheilus rhinocerous
Lineage: Eukaryota; Metazoa; Chordata; Actinopteri; Cypriniformes; Cyprinidae
Product: alpha-2-macroglobulin receptor-associated protein-like
Exons: 8
Coding region: 139-1182 (347 amino acids)
Biological process (GO): negative regulation of receptor internalization; negative regulation of very-low-density lipoprotein particle clearance
Cellular component (GO): endoplasmic reticulum-Golgi intermediate compartment; plasma membrane; endomembrane system
Molecular function (GO): very-low-density lipoprotein particle receptor binding; lipase binding; low-density lipoprotein particle receptor binding
Source: RefSeq, a predicted model, not a curated record
UGCAAUGCGCAGCUGGACGUUCAAUCAUGUGAACGCCAUAUGAUUCUCGAAACGCUUCCUGAAUAGCGCUGCAGAUGCUCUAGAAAACAUUACAUACUUUCAUACCUUUUGUAACUAAUUCGCUUCUUGUGUGUCAGAAUGAAAAUGCAGCUUACAGUUUUGAUUUCUUUGUUUGUUAUCGGAGCAAUGGCGGGCAAGUAUUCAAAAGAAAUUAAUGAACAAAAGGCAUCUGAUAAAAACAACAAUCAGGUGGAAUUCAGGAUUGCCAAACUAAACCAGGUUUGGGAAAAGGCGAUAAGAAUGCAGCUUGCACCGGUGCGGCUCUCAGAACUGCACAGUGACUUGAAGAUCCAGGAGAAAGAUGAACUUCAGUGGAAAAAACUGAAAGCAGAAGGGUUGGAUGAGGAUGGAGAAAGAGAAGCCAAGCUCAGACGCAAUUUUAAUAUUAUUCUAGCAAAGUAUGGAAUGGAUGGGAAAAAAGACACCCGGGCACUGGACAGUAACAGACUGAAAGAUCAUGAUGUUAAAGAUGGAGAUACGUUUGAUGACCCGAGGCUGGACAAGCUGUGGAACAAGGCCAAGACUUCUGGAAAGUUCUCUGACGAGGAGCUCCAGACCUUGCAGAGAGAAUUCCAUCACCACAAAGACAAAAUCAAUGAGUAUAACAUUGUCAUGGACACUGUCAGCCGGACCGAAGAGAUCCAUAAGAACGUAAUCAGUCCUCUGGAGGGUGACAUGAAGGAACAUGUUCUCCAUCAGAAGCAUGCAGAUCUGAAGCAGAGAAUGAGGGGCCUUAACCAGGGCUUUGAACGACUCCGCAAGAUCACCCAUGAGGGUUACAGUGCUGACAGUGAAUUUAAGGAGCCACGAGUCAUAGAACUUUGGGAGAUGGCAAAAAGAUCUAAUCUCACUGAAGUCGAACUUGACUCUCUUAAAGAGGAACUUAGACACUUUGAAACAAAGGUUGAGAAGCACCAGCACUAUCAGGAGCAGCUGGAACUGUCUCAUCAGAAACUGAAGCAUGUGGAGGCCCUGGGAGACAAAGAACACACAUUGAGAAACAAAGAGAAAUACAAUGCUCUUGCUGAGAAAGCACGAGAAAUGGGAUACAAGAUGAAGAAACACUUGCAGGACUUGACGAAUAAGAUUUCCCAAAAUGGACUGCAACACAAUGAACUCUGAGUACCUUUUUUUUUUUUUGUCCCCAUAACAGGACUACUGUUAGCUAUAAUCGUUCAGAGAUCACAUAUGCUGUAUUCUAAAAUGUUAUCCAACACAGAUGGACCAGGCUUAUAAAGGUAGGGCACAUUGUACAUGAAUUGAACAUUUUCAUUGGGAAGCUAGGCUAUGGGGUAAAUUAUUUUUCAAUGGUACCAAGUAGUGACGAGUUCUGCUUUUGUUGCUCCUUUCCCAUUUUAUGCUUGUACAGUAAAUGGCAACAAGCAUUCUAUUAAUUUUGGGCAAAUUUGUUUGUGGCUCAAUUAUUUAUAUUUAAUAAUAGUUGCUAAACAAACAAAUGCACACUGAAAUAUGUGUAGAAAAGAAUUUAACAUUCCUUCACAACAUGAGCACACAGACAUGAAAACAGCUCAACGUUUUCAGUGUAAACUGUUAAAGCUUUCAUUUCAAUAAUCCUCCUGUUUUUUUUUUAUACCCCAGUCCUGAGCAUCCUAAGAUUUAAGCUCAAUAAUACCCAUUCAUGAACACCGGUGCCACCCCUAAACAGGCUUGAUUUAAUAUUUUGAUAACAGCUAAACUUGACAGAUUCAGGAAAAAGGUGUGCUUCAGUGGAACAGGCUGAAAAGGCUC